AUGAAAUUCACAUCCGUCCUCUUCUCCAUCUCCGUCUUUGUCCUUGCCGCUUCAACACAAACGACAGAAACCCUAUCAUAUGACAGCACGUACGACAACGCCACCCUCUCCCUUUCCAGCGUCGCUUGUUCAGACGGCGCUAACGGGCUUGAAUCAAAGGGAUACACGACCCUUGGAUCACUUCCCACAUUCCCUAACGUUGGCGGUGCUUACACCGUGACGGGCUGGAAUUCCGCUGCGUGCGGGACCUGCUAUAACGUCACAUACGGAGAUAAAUCCGUCGCUGUCCUCGUGGUCGACGUAUCCAAAGCUGGCUUCACCGUUUCAGAGGCGGCCAUGAACACCUUGACUGGUAACCUGGCCACUGAGCUGGGAAGAGUGGAUGUUACGGCAGCCCAAGUGGAUACGUCCGUAUGUGGCUUGUAG
Molecule: messenger RNA, 426 nt
Organism: Suillus bovinus
Lineage: Eukaryota; Fungi; Basidiomycota; Agaricomycetes; Boletales; Suillaceae
Product: Cerato-platanin
Exons: 1
Coding region: 1-426 (141 amino acids)
Source: RefSeq, a predicted model, not a curated record